Molecule: messenger RNA, 3052 nt
Organism: Ostrinia furnacalis (Asian corn borer)
Lineage: Eukaryota; Metazoa; Arthropoda; Insecta; Lepidoptera; Crambidae
Gene: Parg
Product: Poly(ADP-ribose) glycohydrolase
Exons: 11
Coding region: 521-2515 (664 amino acids)
Biological process (GO): ATP generation from poly-ADP-D-ribose; nucleotide-sugar metabolic process; carbohydrate metabolic process
Cellular component (GO): nucleus; cytoplasm
Molecular function (GO): poly(ADP-ribose) glycohydrolase activity
Source: RefSeq, a predicted model, not a curated record
UGUAAUUAGACAACACGGAAAUAGUCCUACAUAUUUCUCAGUUAAAUUUUAUCAACUUUUAUUUUUAAGUGUUUUAUUUUUGAGGUGAAACGUCCACAAAUUUUUAUGCACCUGCUGAAAAGAGCCUUGCAAGCUGUGGUUAUAAAACAUAUAAACAGACAGCGGUUUAAACAAACAAUGAGUUCCGAGGACGACACCGUUAGCUGGCGAGGGGUGCCAAUAACAGAGAUUUAUGGAUCGCAAAGUCCUUGGGGCGCUCCAGAAUUCCCGCUAAUCGUGCCGUCGUACAACCAUGCAGUUUUAUACCACAUCCCUAGCAUGGGACGGUCGCCAGACGAUGUCCCGCCUAAACCGAAAACAGGCACCGAUGUAUGGAACCAUGAUUUUGUGAGAAUGCCAUAUUCUAGCCAAAGCUUGUAUCCAGUUGAAGAUAGAAAUGGAGAAACUCAUUUGAAGAAACGGUGGGAAAUCAUAGAGAGUGCGCUAUCAAAGCCAAUUCGUAACAGCAAAGAACUUGCCGAUGCAAUACUAUCAUACAAUACAAAAUUUCAAACUGCGUGGAAGUUCAAAGCUCUUCAUAAGCUCUUUGACCAUGCAACACAGGAACCGGUCUAUUUCACUGUCACAGCAGCAAAUCUCAAGUUUACUGGCUAAUGCUUUCUUCUGUACAUUCCCACGACGAAACACAACCAAAAAAGAAUCAGAAUAUGCUUCAUAUCCUUUCAUAAAUUUCAACAGGUUAUUCAAUGCUUCACCAUCAGAUUCUGUGCUAGAGAAACUCAAAUGCAUCUGCCACUAUUUUAGAAGGGUAUGCACAAAAGUGCCGUCCGGCGUAGUGACGUACUCCCGGCGGACGGUGCCGCCGGACAGAUGUCCGGCGUGGGCCGCCUCGCAGCGAUCGCUGGCGGCGCUGCCGUUGCAUGUGGAUUCCCACACUACAAUUGAGGACGCCGAUGGAUUGAUACAAGUGGACUUUGCUAACAAGUUCCUAGGCGGCGGAGUACUAAAUUUUGGCUGUGUCCAAGAAGAAAUUAGAUUCGUAAUAUGCCCAGAGCUGAUGCUUUCAAUGCUGUUCACUGAGAUGAUGAAGCCUAACGAAGCACUCAUGAUGAUAGGUUGUGAAAGAUACAGCAAGUACUCCGGCUACGGCGGUUCGUUCCACUGGAGCGGAGACUUCAAAGACACCACUCCCUUCGACUCGUCAGGCCGCCGCCGAUGCGCCGUGCUGGCCAUCGACGCCUUGCCCUACAGCAGCAUCAGGCAUGAGCACACCCGCGACAUGAUCACCAGGGAGCUUAAUAAGGCCUGGAUCGGCGUAUCCUACGCCACCGACGAGUCGGCCACUAGCCUACAAUACCCGGGCGUAGCGACUGGCAACUGGGGUUGUGGCGCGUUCGGCGGAACACCACGUCUCAAGGCGCUCGUACAGUUAGCUGCGUGCGCGCACGCUAGGCGACCAGUCGCGUACUACACGUUUGGAGACGCGCGUCUUAGGGACGAUAUAGUGGCUGUGUAUAAUUUGCUGGCCAGGCAUAAUGUUACUGUUGGACAACUAUACAACUACAUAAUGAAGUACACGAGCACAGACGUCAGGCGGUGCGAGCUGCCUUCGUUCCUGCAGCAGGCGUUGCUCGACGAUGAGGCGAAGGCUUCUAAUACGGCGCCCGCUGACGUCACGUCGCCCGGUCCGUCGAAUAAAAUGGACAUGAGUGAAGAUCUAUCAGAGUCAGUCCUAAAGGAGUUUCUCAAUGAAUCACCAGACUUAUUUUCACAAAGCGAAUACGAUCAGGAUCACAGUAUGACUGAAGUUAAAAUAAAUAUGCCCGAACCCAUGGACGAGUCAGAUAACAGAGAAUCAAGUAUGUCUCAAGACAAAGAAACUAAAUCUUCUACAUGCAAACCAUUUUGCAACCCAAGUUACGUAAAAGAAGGCGAAGAUAAACAAAAUAAGUCCUCACAUAGUGAAUUGUCGGCUAAAAGAAGUUUAUUUGGCGAUGUAAAACCUAGAAAAAGCAUUAACACUGAACAUACAUCAAGCCUGUUGGAUGAAAUGCGAAAAUUCGACGAAGAAAAUGGCGACCUGAAUUUGACAGAUCCUGUUACGUCUCUCAAAAGAAGUGCGGAACCCAUGGAUGCGUCGGAUAAUAAAGAAUUGGAUAAAUGUCAAGACAAAGAAAAAGCUUCCAAAAACAAGCAAUCUUAUUCCUCACAUAGUUUGGACAAGAUUCAAAUAAUCGAUGAAGAUAAUAGUAAACAAAACCAGGGUACACUAAAAACGUCAUUACCGACAUUAAGAAGAAACCUCUUUGAAACCGGAGUGAAUGAAACGCAAAAGGUUUGUGCAGAUGACAAGUCGAAGUGUUUUGCCACGUUGCCGCUCAAAAGAACUGCGGAAUCGAAACUAAACAAAAGUGUAUGUUCAGAAGAAGAAAGAAUCCGGUACGACGUAACUCCAGAGGCGAAGAAAAAAAUGGCCAUGAAAAUCACGGACUACUUCAGUAAGAAGUCCAUUUGAUGAUUGUUCAAGUGUCUGUGUGUUCUGAAAUUUUGCGCACUGAUGGCGCUUCUGGGUUCUCGAAUGUACUUGAAGCUGUGUUUGCUGACCUUGACGAAACCGGAAUGAUUAUGUAAGUUGCAAACCCGGUCCUUGACGAAACCGGAUUGAUUUUAUGUAAGUAACCCGGACCUUGACGAAACUGGACUGAUUUUAUGUAAAUAGAUAACCCGGUGGUGGUCAAUGAAAAUUGAUUUUACACUCGAGUAAAAUCUCUUUUUUAUAUGUUUUUUUGUAGUAUCAAUGAACAUAAUAUUAUUUUAUGUAAUGUAAUUCAAACCACAUUUUAAUAACCUGUAAAAUACCGGAUUGCCAAAAACCGAAUCCAGACCACAACUUAGUGUAAAAAAUUUGACUCACUAUGAAUUUUAAAGUAAAACGUAGCGUAAUUUAAAGAUUUAAAGGAUGUGGGAAAGGUAUGGUUGUGUGUAUGUUUUUUGAAGUAGAACAAUUUUUAUUUAUAUUUGUGUAGUUAUAGUACUUACUGGCUUUAAAUCU